Molecule: messenger RNA, 2485 nt
Organism: Lepus europaeus (European hare)
Lineage: Eukaryota; Metazoa; Chordata; Mammalia; Lagomorpha; Leporidae
Gene: NKPD1
Product: NTPase KAP family P-loop domain containing 1
Exons: 4
Coding region: 491-2485 (664 amino acids)
Source: RefSeq, a predicted model, not a curated record
CAAUAAAGGUUGUGUGUGUGGCAUCCAGCUCGUGGUGGGAGUGGGGCAAGCGGGGAGCAGCACUGGCCCAGUGGUGCCCGGGGCCCCCCACCCUCCUCAGCCCUUGGCCUCGGUCCCUCCCCGCUGUGCGGGCCUGGCACAGGAGGGGGCCCUGACAGCCUCUCGGGCAACACUGCCGUGCCAGCAAGUCUGGGGCUGCCCUGGGCUUAGUGGGGGACGGGGCGGGGGGAGCAGGGCCCGGGGCUCCCCAGCAGCAGGCUGUGGGCGGGCCUGGGGCUGGUUGGGACCUGAGGAUGGACGGUGGAGGGGUGGAGCCAGAUGCCCCAAACCCAACCCACCCCCAACACGCUGUUGCACUUCUUGAGCCUGGCAACCCUGAGUCUCACCCAGGACAAGAGCCCAGCUGUCUGUCCCCGGGCGGCUCCGGCCUCUGCCUUCCCCGCUCUGCCUCGGUGCCCGAUGCAGGAGCAGGCCCCCGGCCCCGCCUGCCAUGCACAGCAACUGCAGCGUCCGCUUCGUCAAGGGCGCAGGGACCGGAGCCACCGCCGAGCGCUACUUCUUGGAUCCCGAGCUAGGGUGCCAGAGAGACAUCCUGACGGAAGAUGACGUCUACUGCAGCUGCUUGGCCAAGACGCUGUGCCACGUGCCUGUGCCCGUGACCGUGGGCUUCUACGCGCCCUUCGGCUGCCGCCUGCACAUGAUGCUGGACAAGAUCACCAUGCUGAUGCAGCAGGAGGCGGCACAGCGCGAGGCCGAGGAGCUGCAGCGCGUGCGGUGGCGGCCGCGGGCCGUGGGCGGCUGGGGCUUCCCGCGGCUGCUGUGGUACCUGGUGUUCCUGCAGCCCGUGAUCACCGAGCUGCACCUGCGGCGAAAGAACGUGCAGUUCCUCUUCAUCCGCUUCAGCGCCUGGCAGUACGCGGGCACCGACAAGCUCUGGGCCGGCCUGGUGACCACGCUGUGCGAGGGCAUCCGCCGCCACUACGGCGCGCUGCCCUUCAGCGUGUACUCAGUGCUGGGCAACAAGCCGGCCACGACGCCGGGCCUCUGCCAGCGCGAGUGGCACUGCCGGCGCCGCGUGUGCCUGGCGCUGCUGGCGCUGCUGGCCGCGCUCAGCCUGGGCGUGGGGCUGCUCUACCUGUCGCUGGGCGGCCACGGCGCCGCGGGUGGCAGCGUGCUCAAGGUGUUCGGCGGCGCGGCCACCACGCUGUCGGGCUCCGGGCUGCUCAUGGCCGUGUACUCGGUGGGCAAGCACCUGUUCGUGAGCCAGCGCAAGAAGAUCGAGCGGCUGGUGUCUCGCGAGAAGUUCGGCAGCCAGCUGGGCUUCAUGUGCGAGGUGAAGAAGGAGGUGGAGCUGCUCACCGACUUCCUGUGCUUCCUGGAGAUCUACCAGCGGCGCCGGCUGCGCGUGGUGCUCGAGGUCACCGGGCUGGACACCUGCUACCCGGAGCGCGUGGUGGGCGUGCUCAACGCCAUCAACACGCUGCUGUCCGACAGCCACGCGCCCUUCAUCUUCAUCCUGGUCGUGGACCCCAGCAUCCUGGCCGCGUGCCUCGAGAGCGCGGGCAACAUGAAGGGCACGGCCGACAACGGCUACCUCUUCCUCAACCGCACCGUCACGCUGCCCUUCUCGGUGCCCGUCAUGGGCCGCCGCACCAAGCUGCAGUUCCUGCACGACGCGGUGCAGAGCCGCGACGACCUGCUCUACCGCGAGAUCACGCGCAAGCUGCGGCGCCCGGGCGGCGGCGGGGCCGGCGGGGGCGAGGGCGCGCAGCUGCUGGCCGUGGAGACGCAGGCCGGGGCGGAGCGCACGCAGGGCCGCAUCGACGCCGAGGCGGCGCGCCGCAUCCAGGAGGCGCUCUUCUGCCUGCACGACGAGCGGGACUGCCUGUACGAGUACGUGCCGGACAACGUGGUGUCCAUGCGGCGCAUCGUCAACACCGUGCCCAUCACCGUGCGCCUGCUGCAGCAGCAGCAGCAGGCCGCGCCCGGCGGCCCCACGCCGCGCCAGGCCGUCGCCUGGGUCGUGCUCGCCAACCAGUGGCCCUGCCGCCUCAGCUGGGUGCUGCAGUGCCUGGAGGACCGGCAGCAGGCCGGCGGCGCGCCCGAGGGCCGCGCGCGCCUCUGGGACGUGUUCCGCGACAACAGCCGCGAGCUGCACACCAUGACCAAGGCGCUGCAGAACGUGUUGGACCUGGACGGCGACCCCGAGCUCUUCGAGCGCUUCCUGGGCGCCGACUUCCCCUUCACCGUGGCCGAGGCGCAGUGCCUGCUGCGCUGCACGGUCAACCUGGACCACUCCAUCCGCCGCCGCAUGGGCCAAAUCCGGGCCGUCAGCGCGCUCAAGCCGGCCAGCCCGCCCAAGUCCCCGGCGCGCGAGCCUCCCCACCGGACCCACGGCGCGGCGGCGGCCGCGGGAAGCCCCAGCGAAGCCCACCGCGCCCGGGACGGGGCGCCCGGGGGCAAGCCGAGGCCGGCGGUGGCCUGA